UUUAAAGUGUGGGUAUACUCUUUGGUACGUACAUAAAACUUCCAAACUGUUGAUGUUGAAUUGUUGAUGUUGAUUGUUGAAGGUAACAAAAUAUGUUUUUUUGCCAGAUCAGAUAAAUGUCAUAUGUCAAUUGUUAAGUAUUUAUUUUUAAUUGUAACAAGUUUUUGUUGUGAAAUAAGUGUUAUUGUUGCUAACAUUUUGGAAAAUUAUCUCGUGAAUAUGGUUUAAAUUAUUGAAAAUUCUGCCAUAGGAUUAGUAGGUAUUAAAUACUAUUCAUCAAGAUGUCCUGCAGUUCCGUGGAAGAUAUUCCUGAACAAUGUAAAGACCUGUUCACUCAAGAUGGUGUUCUACUCAAGGCGAGCAUUGGUCGUUCAAUCAGCGAUCUUAAUUCAAUUGGGAUGCUCUGUAUCGUUCAAAACAGUGAUGGCACAAAAUGCAUUGAAUGGCGUCCAAAUGAUCUUAUAACUAUUGACUCUGACACACAAGACCAGGAAUGGGCAGUUGUUAACACUAUUGGUCGCCGUCAAAGAACUCUGAGCGGGAAUAUGACCUCAGAUUAUGCAGCAGCUCGAGCAAGAAUCAUCCGAAUACCCCUCGACGAGCUAAAAACAUUUAAAUCAUCAAGAAACAAUCAACAGAUGCAAUUUUCAACUAAACAGGGCGUUUGGCAGAACACAUUCUACUUUCAACACGGAAACGCUGAGAUAUUCGUCGCUUAUUUAAAAAACCAUGUGAAAACGGCUAAAACAAGACACGAUAGGAAUACGUACGUUGUUGUCGAACCAAAUAUCGAGUCACAGGUGUUGAACCGUUCGUUUGCGGAGCUUGAUAUUUUCACGGAGAACACAACAGAUGUCGUUUGGAACUUGGUGUCUAAUUUUAAGCAGAGGCCGUAUGAAACGACAUUAGAAGCAUUCUCUAAGCUUACUGAUAUUGUUUAUUACGGCAACGAAGGUAUGAACGGCAAGAGGGACGUCUCGGAAGAAGUGGCAGAUCUCCUGACGAAGAGCAUGAGCGCGUUGGAGGACACCACCACCGUAACCAGGACUGACGAAUACGAAGUGAUCAACGUCAAACCAACUUUGCCACCGAGGCCUUGUAUACCCAGAGGAACUCCUUUGUCGACAGAAAAAUGGGAGGGCUUACAGGACCCCGAAGGUCGAGUCACAGAAAUAGAUGGCGUGAGGCAACUUAUUUUUAGAGGCGGUGUUGCACAUUCAAUACGGAAUUCAGUUUGGAAAUACCUUCUGGACUAUCAUCCGUGGAGGAUGACCCACGCGGAAAUUAAAGUGCUCCAGAAGAGAAAAACAGAGGAAUACUUCUCCAUGAAGCUACAAUGGAGAUCCAUGACAGAUGGUCAAGAAUCGAGGUUCUCAGAAUACAGAGACAGGAAGAGUUUGGUCGAGAAGGACGUCAAUAGGACGGACAGGACCCACCCGUUCUUUGCUGGUGAUAAUAAUCCGAAUUUGAUAGUUUUACAAGAUAUAUUAAUGACGUAUGUUAUGUAUAACUUCGAUUUGGGUUAUGUACAAGGAAUGAGCGACAUAUUAGCCCCACUGUUGCUGUUGCUGGGGAAUGAGGUGGAUACAUUCUGGUGCUUCGUUGGAUUCAUGGAGAAAAUUGCAUCAAACUUCGAUAUGGAUCAAGCCGGGAUGAAACAGCAGCUAGUUAACUUACAACAGUUACUGACUUUCGCGAGCCCCGAGCUAGCGAGACAUCUAGCUUCGAAGGACUCCGGCAAUAUGUACUUUUGCUUUCGAUGGCUCCUGGUUUGGUUCAAGCGGGAGUUCUCUUAUCGGGAUAUUAUGAGGCUAUGGGAGGUGCUAUGGACGGGAUUGCCAUGUGCUAACUUCCACUUGCUCAUCUGUGUUGCCAUACUCGACUCCGAGAAAGAUGUGUUAAUAACCAAAGACUACGGUUUCACUGAAAUAUUGAAGCAUGUCAACGACCUUUCAAUGUGUUUGGACGUUGAUCGUAUACUGAGCAUAGCGGAGGGCAUCUACCACCAGAUUAUAUCAGCACCUCAUCUCUCGGACCAAAUAAGGAUUGUCCUAGGCAUCCCGACAGUUGGUUCUAGACCGGAACCAGAACCUGAGCCAGAACCGCAGACCAGCCAGACCAAUGGUAAUGUAGAGACCGACCGGGAACAAUCGGACAUGGAGGAAGUUAUGUAUCAGAUAGGCUUAGAUAUGAAUUUCUAAGGUUACACUCGAAUAUAAUGGACUACAAAUUUCUAUUGUGACGAAAACUGUUUUGGCGCUUCUAGCGUAGUAUUAUGUAUUAUAAAUAUAUUGAUAUAUAGACUGCAUGACGAGUGAUAAUUUUAUAUUUUUAUAUAAAUACCUAACGCACUAUUCAUUCAAGUUAUACAGAUAGAAUUAUAUAUAAAAUUUCAUCUCGAAUGGAGGUGGUAGGCAUUUUAAUCUUUAAUUCAGUAACCUCCUAACAUUUUUUAAGAAGUUGAGAAACUUUUUGCCCGAUAUAUAAAUUAUGAAUCCGAAUAAAAUAUGUUGAAUAUCGAAUCAUUUUGUUUUUUUGGAUUUUCAUUUAAAUAUAUUGUGAGUUAUUUUUUUUUUAAUUUAGUUCUGUUUAUAAAUUCAUUAAAUGUUUAAAAUGAGUAUUUUCUAGCACAGAUAUUUAUCUGUGCUAGAAAAUAUAAUUACUUAAAAAUCAAAAUUGUUUCAUCGAUAAAUUACAUUAAAUAUUGUUAAAUUUUCUUUGUUUUAUUGUAUGUUUGUUCUUUACUCGUUCUUGUAUUUUACUCAAAUUGUUAUUUAAAUUGUUAUUGAAAGGUAAUGUCAAUUGUUCAUAAAUCUUCUUUUCUAUUUUAUAUUUUCACUGUUAAUAAAUUUUUGAAAAUAGUC
Nymphalis io (European peacock) is the source of this 2864-nucleotide messenger RNA. It is a transcript of the gene Tbc1d15-17, whose product is annotated as TBC1 domain family member 15. Gene Ontology annotation, molecular function: GTPase activator activity. NCBI's taxonomy places the organism in Eukaryota, Metazoa, Arthropoda, Insecta, Lepidoptera, Nymphalidae. The record is from RefSeq and is a predicted model, not a curated record. The transcript has 10 exons. Gene Ontology annotation, biological process: activation of GTPase activity. Bases 282 to 2201 code for a protein of 639 amino acids.